Molecule: messenger RNA, 759 nt
Organism: Geodia barretti
Lineage: Eukaryota; Metazoa; Porifera; Demospongiae; Tetractinellida; Geodiidae
Source: the annotation of a GenBank genome assembly
AUGGAGACAACGACGAGCGCUCACUACAUCCCGGAGGACAGCCUGCUGGAGCUGACCGAUGUGUCGGUGCGGUACGGCGUGGUGGCGGCGCUGAGCGAGGUGUCGCUGGGCGUGGCGCCGCGGGAGACGGUGGCGGUGAUGGGACCCAACGGCGCGGGGAAGUCGACGGUGCUCAAGGCGAUCAUGGGGCUGGCGCCGGUGGUGGAUGGGCAGGUCUGGUGGCGGCAGCGGCCACUCCACGCGGCGACACACGAGAUCGUGCGGGAGGGCAUUUCCUUCGUGCCGCAGGGCCGGCGGGUGUUCACGCACCUGACCAUCGCCGAGAACCUGGAGAUGGGAUGCCUGCACCUGGGCGACCGCGUGGAGAAGCAACGCCGGCUGGAGUCGGUGAUGGAUCUGUUUCCGGUCCUGUACGACAAGCGGCGCGACCUGGGCAGCCAGAUGUCGGGCGGCCAGCAGCAGAUGCUGGCGCUGGGUCGCGGCCUGAUGGCGAACCCUGACGUCCUGCUGCUGGACGAGCCGACGCUGGGGCUGGCUCCGAUCAUCGUGAAAGAGGUGUUCGAGAAAGUGUCGGAGAUCAGCGACUCGCUGGGCACCACGAUCAUGGUCGUCGAGCACAACAUCCGGGGCGUGCUGAGCAUCGCCGACCGGGGGGUACGUGCUGGACAAGGGGCGGGUGGUGUUCGAGGGGACGCCGGACGACAUCCGCGAGUCGGACAUCCUGACGCAAGUGUUCCUCGGUGCGGUGGGCGAGGAUGA